AUGGAUCCGAACCUAUGUGGUGGUCCAGACGACGUCUGCAUCAACACGCUCGGUGGCUACAAGUGUCAGACUGUCAAGUGUCCCAAGUCCUUCAUCUUGGUCAAAAGCCGCAUCUUCAAUACUGAGUUUGCCAUUUGUUUCUAUAGCUUUGAGUUUUUGUUUUCAUCUCAUGAUAUUUUUAUUUUGUUACGAUUCUUUGGUAAUAAAAAUUUUUGCAUGAGCGUAUUCUGUCGCAAGAUGCAGCAAACCUGUCCAUUCAACGAGCACGACUGUCUGAUCAUCCAAUCCUUCUCCAUCAACUUCAUCGUCCUUGACACGAGCAAGAUCAUCACCCCGAUGACGCUGCACGUCGUCAAGAUGAAGAUGACGAGGGGAAGCGAAAUGAGGUACAGUCUGGAGGUGGUGUCCGCCAUCGACCCUGCCACCGGAUAUGACGCAGGAAUUGAUGAAAGGAUUUUCUACGCCAAUAAGUUAAUUUUGUAUGAUUUGUUUGUUACUUGA
Molecule: messenger RNA, 501 nt
Organism: Helobdella robusta
Lineage: Eukaryota; Metazoa; Annelida; Clitellata; Rhynchobdellida; Glossiphoniidae
Exons: 3
Coding region: 1-501 (166 amino acids)
Source: RefSeq, a predicted model, not a curated record